CAACCAGGAACUGUUUUCUAACAUGAUAGAUUUGAGUAUUGUUUCAUGUUUGUGCAAAGCUUCCAGCAGCUUCGUUUACUUAGCUAUGAAGCCAGAGCCACUUCAGUACGCUGCUACGUAGUUUCGAAUGCCAUUCUCUUCCCCAUCUGUUUUGCGGCAAGGUGUACCCCAUUGAUAACCAGCAAAGUAAUAGUGUUCGAUAAUGACAUACACCAUCGCCUUUGUCUAAACUCAGUUAAGGAAACAUAGUUUACCACUCAUCAUGAAAUCAAUUCUCUUGUCUCUCGCAUACCUUGCAUCAAGCGUUUUUCCAAAUGCAGUGGUUGGACAAAGCGCAACAUCUCUGCCUGCUGAUCCAGUGGCUGGAGAAAACAAAGGAAAGCAGAUUGGAAAUGAAAUACCUCAAGAUGCGCCAGUGAGCCAAAAAGGAGGUGGUGCAUCAGGAGAACCUACAUCAACAAAUGAAAUACCAACGACCCCAGUUGAAAAAGGAGGAUCUCCUAAAGUUCCGGAGCCUGCUCAGCCACUAUGGGAGUCAGACAAGUGCACGUUCCUGGGGCAUAAAUGCUUUCCGUUGGACUAUUGUAAACCAAAAUACCGGCUGCGACUCCACGGUUGUAAGGACAGCGAUGUGUGCUGCAACGUUUAUAAAACUAGAUCAUGCACCAAAAUUGGAGGAGAAUGCCGAAAAAAAUGCCAUGAAGAUGAAGAACCGAACCGUUAUGUCCGUUGCGGACGUUCAUCGAAGAAUUGCUGCGUGUCCACCAAGUAGCACAUACCUUCGACAACGCCGGGAACCUGACCAUUCUGCUUUUCAGUUUCUUGAAAGGAUACUGCGCUUUUUCAACUAAUAUACUACGUGAACGGAAUAAAGAAUCUGGGGAAAAAUAAUAACUAAUGCACAGCAUUAUCUUAAUAAAGCUGAUAUGGCUCUGUU
This is a messenger RNA of Dermacentor andersoni, 937 nucleotides long. Lineage: Eukaryota; Metazoa; Arthropoda; Arachnida; Ixodida; Ixodidae. The record is from RefSeq and is a predicted model, not a curated record.